CUUUUUCUGCUUACAUUACGCAUGGGCAUAAAGACCGCCACGAUUUGUUUUAUGCAGAAUUUAAAUACCAGAAUGUUUAUUUAUGUUUUUCCUUUUCUUCGAAGAGUUAGUUAAUUGUACAAAUCCCAAUUAGUGAAUUUCAAUCGAGUUCGAUAAUUCAAGUAAUAUGGCGGAAGAAACUGAAGUUGCUGCUGAACCCGAAGCUCAGGAAUUUAAGCUAGAAGAGCAAACUGAAUUGCGAUUUGAAGUGGAAGCUAAUUGCAAAGUAGUAUUAGAAUUAAAAAGUGGCACUGCAGAAAUCUUUGGAACAGAAUUAGUUAAAAAUAAAAAGUUUAAUUUUUCUUCUGGUGAAAAAAUUGCUGUGUUCACUUGGCAUGGUUGUACAUUAGAGUUGUUAGGAAAGCCUGAAGUUGCAUAUGUAGCUAAAGAGACUCCUAUGGUAUUCUAUGUAAAUCUCCAUGCAGCACUUGAACAAAUGCGGAUGAAAGCAGAAAAAGAUGAUUCAAAAGGACCCAUGGUGCUUGUCACUGGCCCUUCAGAUGUUGGUAAAACUACUUUAUGUAGAAUACUUCUUAAUUAUGCUGUGAGAUUAAAUCGACGUCCAGUGUUUGUAGAUCUAGAUGUUGAACUGUCAUCAAUAUCAAUACCUGGUACAAUUGCUGCUUUACCUGUUGAAAGAGUUGCAGAUGUUGAAGAAGGAUUUUCAUCCACAGCACCUUUAGUGUUUCAUUAUGGUCAUACAUCUCCUGGGAUUAAUAUAAUGCUUUAUAAUACACUUGUAUCUAAAUUAGCUUCUAUAAUUGAUAGUCGUGCAUCUGAAAUUAACAAAAAGGCAAGAAUCAGUGGCUGCAUAAUCAACACUGGUGGAUGGAUUAAAGGCGAAGGAUAUCAAUCAAUUAAACAUGCUGCUAAAGCUUUUGAAAUUAACAUAAUUUUGGUCAUUGAUCAAGAAAGAUUGUAUAAUGAGCUGGUAAGGGAUAUGCCAUUAGAUGUAAAAAUAGUUUUUGUUCCUAAAUCUGGAGGUGUUGUUGAACGUAGUCAACAAGCAAGAACUGAAGCCCAAGAUAGCAGGAUAAGGCAAUACUUCUAUGGGCUCAAGACACAUCUUUACCCUCAUUCAUUCGAUGUAAAAUUUUCAGACAUCAAAGUCUACAAGAUCGGAGCACCCUCCUUGCCUGACUCUUGUAUGCCUUUAGGAAUGAAACCUGAAGACAAUAGAACUAAACUAGUUUCAGUACAAAAUGGUCAAAAUCUUUUGCAUCAUAUUUUAAGUAUUAGUUUUGCUGAAAGUUUAGAGGAAGAAGUUGUUAAAACAAAUAUUGCUGGCUUUGUGUGUGUUACAAAUGUUAAUACUGAACGCCAGACUAUUACAGUAUUAUCACCUCAACCAAGGCCUUUGCCAAAAACUAUUUUUCUAAUGGGUGAUGUACAAUUUAUGGAUACGCAUUAAAACAUAUCUAUAAAUAAAAUAUGAUUUUUAAAAAAUAUCCAAACUUUGCUUUAUCAAUUUUUAAAAAUAAUUUAAUGCAUUGUGUCAUUCAUUGUUAUUUGCUUUGUUGUCUUUUCUGUGUAUAUGAAAAAUAAUAAGGUACUUGUUUAUUUUUAUGACCUCCAAGUUUACUUGUCAAUUUUCGGAUUUUGUCAAGUUUCUUUAUACAUUAUACAUUUUAGCAGUAUAUCUUGUUUGCUUUAUGAUAAAAUUCAGGGGUCAUGAGAAUAUUUAAAUAUCUAUAACAAUUUUGGAGUUUUUACCUUUGAUAAAAUAUACUUCAAAAUUAAAUCAGCUAAAUAUAUUCAACUUUUGAAUACAUGACAUAAGAACACUCUUAGUUAUAUUUUUUAUAUGAUUUUUAGACUGCUUUCAUAAUUUGCUCUAUUGUGAAAUUCUGUUUAAAUAUAUGUCUUAGGAUUAAAAAAAAAACCUAACUUUUUCAAGCAAAUUUAUUUACUUUUACAGAUGUACAUAUGAUAUAUAGAUAUGUAGAUAAGAUGUACUUUUAUAGAUGUCAGAUAAAUUGCUUUAUUUUGCAGAUUUUCAAUUUAUUUUGAAUUGCAUUUGCAGAAAAUUUGCUUACAUUUUGAAUAAUUUUUAUUUAUUUCGAUAUCUAUUCUUAAAUAAAUUAGGAUAUUUCAGAUCAUUAGGAAGUUCUCCAGUUAAAUUCUUUUUUGUUUUAUUUUUAUAAAAAUCUUAUGUUCUUGUUCUUAAUAAUACAAAUAAUUAAAGUAAGGAAUUUAAAUUUACACCUCUAAAUUUGUAUCUGACAUCAUAGAAAUUGCGCAGUAGCUUAUAUAACUGUUUUUUAAUGAUUUAAAUAUUAUUUUAUAUACCAUCAUUUUAUUAGCACAUUUAUACUUUUAAUAAACAGAGAUGUAAAUAUGAAUAUUAGAAUUUUAUAUGUCUGCUUUUAUGUUUCAUUGGUUAAAGAAAUAUGUCUUAAUUUCGGUCAAAAAUCAGUACAGAACCCAGAACAAGGGCAUUUUCAAUAGUCUAGUUAGUAAGCUGACACAACUAUGUUGUCAGAAAAUGAAACUAUUAGAAGGAUUAUGGCCACAUUUAAUAAAUGAAAUAAAAGAGAAAAAUUGUAUUUAUUUAAUUUUUGAAAAUUCAGAAUUUUUGUAACUUCACUUAUAUAACAAAGAAUUUUCUCUUAAUAUAAGUUGGUGAAUUAAGCUAACUUAACAUUAAAUUGAAAAUGGAGAAAAAAAAUUAUAAUCUUAGUUGUCUUUUUACUUUCCUAAGUGAAUUCAUGAAUGAAUAUAUGCUAUCCAUUAAUAUUUUCACUCGUAUGAUUGCAUUAGAUAUAUUAUGAAGCAUGGUUUAUAAUU
Messenger RNA from Argiope bruennichi, 2826 nucleotides. RefSeq names its product protein CLP1 homolog (gene cbc). Gene Ontology annotation, molecular function: polynucleotide 5'-hydroxyl-kinase activity. Lineage: Eukaryota; Metazoa; Arthropoda; Arachnida; Araneae; Araneidae. Gene Ontology annotation, biological process: tRNA splicing, via endonucleolytic cleavage and ligation. The record is from RefSeq and is a predicted model, not a curated record. Gene Ontology annotation, cellular component: mRNA cleavage factor complex; nucleus. Bases 167 to 1450 code for a protein of 427 amino acids. The transcript is spliced from 2 exons.